CAUGUUCCAGGACUUAGAUUUUGCGCAUGCGCAGAAGGCAUCGAAGAGGAGGAGAAAACAAACGGCGCCAACGAGAUAUUUGAAAGAGGCUAACGAGGAAAUCACUUCAAAAGGUAAAGAUGAGCCAGAAGUUCAACAAACUUGCCUACAACGACAACUUAUGCAAAAGUCACCGGAACAUAAGAAAGAAGAAGAAAAUCUUCUUCACAUUCCUGAAUUCGUCCCUCAGAAUCAACCGACUCAUUUGUUACAAGACUACCAUCAACUUAUGGAUCGAUUACAAAGGAACCAAGUGUUUAAUGAACAGUUAAGAAUUGCCGAAUUACUUUAUCCUUCGGCGUCGAAUACUUUCAAUAGCCAAUUUGCCUAUAAUUCUCAAAAAGACUCUAUUUUCUCAUCUCCGUGGCCAAGCGGCGGAAGAAAAUUACCGGACGGUGUUGAAUUGGUCACUUUAAUUUGUAGGAACAAACAAGGAAAAUCUGUGAAAUUACAGGUAGAAAUGGAUGUCGGAACCGACCCUCAUAGUUUAUCGGCCAACGAUAUUGCCGCCCUAAGGGCUCGAGGCGUCUAUAGAGGGCGUCCGAGACUGGACCAACGCGUUUAUCAUCUCGAUAUCAUCCUGGGUACAAACGAUUGUAAGGUACCCGAAUACGAAACCAUAACAAUAUUAUGUAAAGACCAAAGAGGUGGACCUAUGAAAUUACAACUAAACGUUCCGACCAAUAUCAAUCCGGAAACGCUCACCGUCGAGCAGAUUACUGAAUUAAGGCGGAACGCCACUGCCCAUGGUCGACCAGCUUUAAGUAGGAAAGUCAUCAAAUUGGACAUAUGUCUACCAAGAAAUAUCGCUACGAAGAUGGUUAAAUCGUGUCCUCACUGCCCUUACGCGACUUCAAUAUCGGAAGCGUUGGAAAGGCAUAUAAAAACGAUUCAUUUGGACUCGGCCAUUGUCUUGGAGAGCGAGGGAAAAUCUCUACCGUGCAGGGCGCCCGGGUGCAAUUAUAUGGCGUAUGACACCGCCGCUCUGGUGGCACACCAGGUCACAGUUCACGAAAAAUCUUAUCGGUCACGUAAUGAGGAAGAUAUCGCUCUAGAUUUGACCGGGGAAAAUAAUAAUGUGGAAAACAAUCACAGAUGCGAACCCAACGUUGAUUCCGAUUCCAGUGAUAUUAAAGAUUAUUCUCUGAAUUCCGAUUCGUCCAAUGGUAACGUCGAUUUUCCAAACCAGGAAAAAUUUAACGCCUGCGAUUUAUGUACUUACAAAUCAAAAACUCGUAGUAAUCUUUACGUUCACAUGCGUAAAGUGCACCAGGUGGAGCCUCAAUUGAGAAAACCCGGUAGGAAAAGAAAGUCGGUCGUUGUCUAA
Molecule: messenger RNA, 1366 nt
Organism: Dimorphilus gyrociliatus
Lineage: Eukaryota; Metazoa; Annelida; Polychaeta; Dinophilidae
Source: the annotation of a GenBank genome assembly